UUUUGUUUCAGCAAACUUACAGUCACCAACAUAGUUCAUAGUCUAAGAUAUUUGCAAUGAGGAGUAAUGAAGGUAUUCUGCCUACAAGUUCGAAGUUCAUGUACAUGACCAAUAAACCACUUAAUUGGCAAGCACCAAGUGAAACAGAAUCCAUGAUUACAAAAUGGUCAGUCUGGAUUAAUAGAGCCCAAUUUGGUGGUUAUUUGCUCAGUAUCUUAGGAUGGAUCCUGUGUAUUACCUCAACAGCCACCGAUUACUGGAGAUUAUGGCAUGUUAAAAGUAAGGACAACUUGUAUCCUGGCUUGUUAUGGAUUGGAAUCUGGAGAGCCUGUUAUCUGCACAGCACUCAUCCACAAAACAGAUAUGUCCACUGUGAGGAAUUCACUGAAGACCUGAAGAAGCUGCCCAAUGAAAUUUUUCUGGCUCAAGAUCUGUUGAGCUUGUGUUGCAUUGUGGGAGCUGUGGGGAUAACUUUCAUGAGCUUUGCCUUGUGGAAUGUUGUCAGAGCCAUAACACACAAAACUUUUUUGCUCACUCUUUUUAACGUUGGAGGCCUCAUGAACUUCCUAACAGGAAUCAUAAUCUUAAUUCCCAUUGCUUGGAACAGUUAUUCCAUCUUGAUUAAUGCAGACAUCAUGUUUCCUGAGUCUUUCAAUAUGCCUACUUCUCCAGUGUACCAGGAGAUUGGAGCUGCUAUUUAUAUUGGCUAUGUUUCUGCACUUUUAUUAAUAGUGAGUGGUGUUAUGAUCAUGUGCAAUAAACGUGUUUUUCAAAGCCGUCGAGAAAAUCUUGUUUUAUCCCCAGGAAUUGGAUCGCUGGCAACAAUUGACAUGUGUGGAAAUAUUGGUUCUUCUGGGACAAUCGACCAACGACAUAAAGAGGAGCCUGAGCUCCUCCGGCCUGAUGCGGUAACAUCUGUGCAUCGUGUAGAUAUAAAGAAAGAGUCUGUACAAUCAAUGCAACAGCAACUGCUUGAGGAUGCUAAGGAGGUCCCUAUUGUAUUAGUUACUCCAUAUGUGGUCGAAUCCCAGGUUGAAGGUGAGGAGGCAGUGAAGAGGCUGGACAGCACAGAAUCACAUCCAAGGAGGAAGCAUCACCGACCAGACUAGGAAAGGCUUUUGUGCUGGUGCCAAAGAUCUAUCUAUUUCUGUCUGUCCUGUCCUGUCCUGUCUGUCUAUCUAUCUAUCUAUCUAUCUAUCUAUCUAU
Molecule: messenger RNA, 1206 nt
Organism: Thamnophis sirtalis
Lineage: Eukaryota; Metazoa; Chordata; Lepidosauria; Squamata; Natricidae
Source: RefSeq, a predicted model, not a curated record